AUGGCUCCAUUCGGCUCCCUCUUCCUACUCCCCUUCCUCUUCGUCUCCAUCUUUGCGGACCCGGACCAUUGCUUCUUCCCAGACGGCACAACGGCGAGAUUCGCUGCCAGUUGCUGGAACGGGACAAGCGGGCAGACGGUCCUGUGCUGCCAAACCGGCGACCUGUGUCUCUCGAACCAAAUCUGCGCCAUGAAGGACCACAGCGAUGAGUUUCAUUACUAUCGCGGAGCUUGCAUCGACUCGAAUUGGACCGACCCAGGAUGUCCGGAUUUCUGUCCUGAACCCGCCGGCGACGAUCAGAUAGUUCCCAUGCAUCGGUGCAGCGGCGGCAAGACGAUGAGAAAGUGGUACUGUGGAAAUGGGAACCGUCCAGCAGAUUUGGAUUGCAAGGAUAUCGAUGGUGACGUUGAGCUGCCCGAGAACAUUUCCGUGUAUGCCACAGCAGGCAUCACGCCGAAACCGUCACCAAGCCCAACCCCGUCGAGGGAUCCUCCUGAGAGCAAGGACACGGCGAGCGCGAUACCCCCUUCCAAUACCAUACAAUUCUCGCUGGGAGAGCCCGUGACGGCACCGGGACCAGACACCCCAAACUCUCAAACAGCGGCACCCCCGAGCACGUUACCAAACGCAACUGGUACAGACGUUCCGACAGCAGUUCCGACAGCAGUUCCCUCUGACCCACCGCAAGACGACGACGACCAAGCCAGCUCAGCCGUACCGGUUGCGGUCGGGGUCGCCGUUGGCACGUCCAUCUUGAUUGCCGGCAGCGUCCUGGUGUUCUUCUACCAGCGCAAGCGGCGCCGCCAGGCACCGGUGCGCGCCGAGACCCCGCCCCCGUUCGAGUUCUCCUUCAUCAACAACCAACCGCCCGGCUGGCUGGGACCGUCGUCUGGGGCGGCGGCGAAAGUACCUGUGGCGGAGGCGGAGGGCAAGAUGCACGACGAGAGCAAGCCUACGCCAGAGAUUGGAGGCACUGCGCGGUAUGAGAUGCCUUGA
Molecule: messenger RNA, 996 nt
Organism: Chaetomium fimeti
Lineage: Eukaryota; Fungi; Ascomycota; Sordariomycetes; Sordariales; Chaetomiaceae
Exons: 2
Coding region: 1-996 (331 amino acids)
Source: RefSeq, a predicted model, not a curated record